UUGUUCCUGAGAAAACACGACAAAACUGAUCUGAGUCCUGAAGUCUGACCAGGGACUGCUGGGAAUGAUGUGAUAGGAGGUGGAGGAGGAAGAGGAGGAGGAGGAGAGAGCGGAGAAUGUCUGUGACGUCACGGUUCUGUCCGUGUGGCUCCGCCCUCUUCCAUGUGCUCCUGUUUGGGUCCAGACUCUGAGAGAGUCUAGACUGAGAGUCCAGCAGAGUCCACACCAAACCUGGUCUCAGUCAAAGUCCUGCUGCAGGAACCAGGACCAGAGACCAGAGACCACCGUCACCAUCCUGGUCCUCCUCCUCCUCCGCAGCACCAGGGGCCACGGCCGGGGCCCCCACCAUGUCCACCCCGUUUCUAGUCACUGACCUCCUGAUGGAGGAGACUUACCGCAGGUUCGGGUCCAUGGACUCCGCUGCAGGAGGCCUCGGGCCCCCGCUGGGCUCCUACCGUCACCCGCAGGUCUCUCAGCCCGGGGUCCAGCCGCAGCAGCCGCAGCAGCAGCAGCAGCAGCUCCUUCCUCCUCCUCACCUCCACCAUCAUCACAUGUCCUCCUCUUCCUCCACCUCCUCCGGCUCCGGGCCCUACCACCAUCACCACCACCACGGGCCGCACACGGUGCCGCAGUUCUCCGCGGCCGUGGGAAGCUUCUGUAACGGCGCGGAGCUGCCGUCCUACCAGGAGGCCGCGAGAGGAGCAGCGGGAGCCGCAGGAGCAGGAGGAGCAGCGUGGUACAGCAACCCGGAGCCACGAUACCCGACAAUCUCCAGGUUCUUGCCCCCCCCCUCAGGCAUCAACAUUAACGGGAUGGUCACCGGCCUCACUGACUGCGCCGCCAAGUCCGUGGUCGCGCUUCACGCCGCCGCCGCCGCGGCCUCCGCACCGCGACGCAAGCGGCGGGUUCUCUUCUCUCAGGCGCAGGUGUUCGAGCUGGAGCGACGCUUCAAGCAGCAGCGCUACCUGUCGGCGCCGGAGAGGGAGCAGCUGGCCGGUCUGAUCCACCUCAGUCCGAACCAGGUCAAGAUCUGGUUCCAGAACCACCGCUACAAACUGAAGCGUCAGGCCAAGGACAAGGCCGCGCAGCAGCAGGAUGAGGAGGAGGAGAGGGAGCGGGAGCAGGAGCGGGAGCACGAGGAGGACCGAGGAGGUGAAAGUGGACUCUGUGAAACAACGCGCCGCUCCUCCUCCUCCUCUUCCUCCCUCUCCUCAGUGUCUCCACUUCUCUCCAAGACUGGAAAAAGCUGUGGGGUCGACUCCGCAGGGGCCGCUGACCUGAGGCGGCAGCAGCUCUCCUCCUCCGCCGAGGAGAUGGAGGACUUGUCUCCCUGUAGUCCACCUCCUCCUCCACAUGGACUCCUGCAUGAUCAUCACAUGACCCAGACGGACGCGGCCUUGAUGGACUACAGCAGCAUGGUGGGGUCCGGUCUACUCUACGGUAGAACCUGGUAAUGAGAGGAGGAGCAGGGAGGAGGAGCAGGGAGGAGGAGCAGGGAGGAGGAGACACGGUCUGAAAACCAGAGACAACCCUGGCUACGAAGAACCGUGUAGAACUCCUGACCAACACUGGGACAAAAUAAAGUUCAGAUAAAAUAAACUGCUUCUGGUUCUGACCAAUUUUAUAAUUUUAUAUUUCAGUUGAACUCCACAAAAAUAAAGACGCUGUGAACUCAUUCUGAACCAGAUCCACAACAGCUGGUACCGAGUCCAGCUGGUACCGAGUCACAUCCCUGCUGUUCUUUAAACCACGACCACAAAUAAAAAUCAAAGACUUUUGAUCAAGUGGACUUUUACAGACUUUUGUCCGUUUUCUAACCGUUGCCGACGGAGACUCAGUUUUAGACUGAAGUCCUGUCUGUCAGGCUCAGAGGUCAGAGGUCAAGUGUCAGGUACAUACUUCACUGACAGACAGAAUGUUCUGGAGUUUCUGUUCCACCUGAGAAGAAGAAACUAAAAGUCAAUAAAACUGAAAGAACACAGUGAAACUGAACGAUUAUGUAAAAAAAAAAGAUUUCACGACUGUAAAUAUUAUGGUUGAGAUUUUCAUCUUUUAAUUCUCGUUCUUACAGAGCGUAAAAAACAGACAAGGUUUAAAAUGUCUGUUUAUUCCUGUCAUCGUUGAACCACAGACUUUUUUGGAGAUUUUCUCUCAGACACCGACGACACUGACUUGUAAAUAUGAAGAUUUAAACAAAUUCAACUUCAUUAAAAAAAACGUUUUUCUUCUUUAACGUCAGGUUGAAAAAAAAAA
Molecule: messenger RNA, 2253 nt
Organism: Cynoglossus semilaevis (tongue sole)
Lineage: Eukaryota; Metazoa; Chordata; Actinopteri; Pleuronectiformes; Cynoglossidae
Gene: nkx2.4b
Product: NK2 homeobox 4b
Exons: 2
Coding region: 348-1454 (368 amino acids)
Biological process (GO): cell differentiation; regulation of transcription by RNA polymerase II
Cellular component (GO): nucleus
Molecular function (GO): RNA polymerase II cis-regulatory region sequence-specific DNA binding; DNA-binding transcription factor activity, RNA polymerase II-specific
Source: RefSeq, a predicted model, not a curated record